CGCGUGUGCCAUGGACUCAGCCGCCUGGUGAUAUUGACAAUAGGAGAGAGAAAGGGGCAUUGACGGGGACCCACCGCAGGCAGCGAACGGCGGCUCAGGCAGCGGCGGCUGUAGCUCCAGCGGCUCCUCCUCCUCCUCCUGACUCCUCCGCGCGCCGCCGCUGCAGAUCCAGGCUUCCUCCCUCCCUUCCCCCUCCCCACGUCGCUGCCGCCGCCGCCGCCGCCGCCGCCGCCGCCGGGUCCCGGGCAACGAGCUGAGGCGCCGCCCGCCGGGAAUGUGAGCUAGGAGCCACCGGCGGAGCCGCAUCGGGAUCGGUGCCGAUUUGAUGGGACGGGCCCGCGGGGGAGGAUCCUGAGGCCGCCGUCGCCACCACCGCCGGAGCGCUGAGGUUUGGGUCCGGCCGUGAGGCCUACAGGCGCCGCUGCCGCCGCGGAACCGAGGGGACGCCGUACCGGACCGCCGUCGCCCCGGACUCCCCGUCGCCGUCCGGACCGCCCCCUGCUGUCCCGGCCCCGCCGCCGCUGCCGCCGCGGCCCCCUCGCCCUUCUGCCGCCCCUCGGAACCACAGAUCGUCUCGGAUUCUUCCUCAGAAGCUUCAAGUAGGGAUAUGUCCUCAGCACCAACUACUCCUCCAUCAGUGGAUAAAGUAGACGGAUUUUCUCGGAAGUCCGUCAGAAAAGCCAGACAGAAGAGGUCACAAAGUUCCUCACAGUUUAGGUCUCAAGGCAAGCCUAUUGAGUUAACACCUCUGCCACUGCUGAAAGACGUUCCAACCUCAGAGCAGCCUGAACUGUUCCUAAAGAAACUGCAGCAGUGCUGUGUCAUUUUUGACUUCAUGGACACCCUAUCUGAUCUUAAAAUGAAAGAAUACAAGCGCUCCACUCUUAGUGAACUGUUGGACUACAUUACAAUAAGCAGAGGCUGUUUGACAGAGCAGACUUACCCUGAAGUAGUUAGAAUGGUGUCCUGCAAUAUAUUUAGAACUCUCCCGCCCAGUGACAGCAGUGAGUUUGACCCAGAGGAAGAUGAGCCUACCCUGGAGGCCUCGUGGCCUCACCUCCAGCUUGUAUAUGAAUUUUUCAUACGAUUUUUGGAAAGCCAAGAAUUCCAACCCAGCAUUGCCAAAAAGUAUAUAGAUCAGAAAUUUGUAUUGCAGCUUUUGGAGCUAUUUGAUAGUGAAGACCCUCGGGAACGGGACUACUUAAAGACAGUCUUACACAGAAUUUAUGGCAAGUUCCUUGGUCUUAGAGCAUUUAUCCGAAAACAGAUUAACAAUAUUUUUCUAAGGUUUGUUUAUGAAACAGAGCACUUCAAUGGCGUAGCUGAACUGUUGGAAAUAUUAGGAAGUAUUAUCAAUGGUUUUGCUUUGCCUCUGAAGGCAGAACACAAACAGUUCCUGGUGAAAGUGUUGAUCCCCUUACACACGGUCAGGAGCUUGUCACUCUUCCACGCCCAGUUGGCGUACUGUAUAGUACAAUUUCUAGAGAAAGAUCCUUCACUCACAGAACCAGUCAUUAGGGGCUUAAUGAAAUUUUGGCCUAAAACAUGCAGCCAAAAAGAGGUCAUGUUCCUUGGGGAGCUGGAAGAAAUUCUGGAUGUGAUUGAACCUUCCCAGUUUGUUAAAAUUCAAGAACCUUUGUUUAAACAGAUCGCCAAGUGUGUAUCCAGCCCGCACUUUCAGGUGGCAGAAAGAGCACUCUAUUAUUGGAAUAAUGAAUACAUCAUGAGUUUGAUAGAAGAAAACUCCAAUGUCAUCCUCCCCAUUAUGUUUUCCAGCCUCUAUAGGAUCUCAAAAGAGCACUGGAACCCGGCUAUUGUGGCAUUAGUGUACAACGUGUUGAAGGCCUUUAUGGAGAUGAACAGCGCCAUGUUUGACGAGCUCACGGCCACAUACAAGUCAGAUCGUCAGCGUGAGAAGAAAAAAGAAAAAGAGCGUGAAGAAUUGUGGAAAAAAUUGGAGGAUUUGGAGUUAAAGAGAGGCCUUAGACGUGAUGGGAUAAUUCCAACCUAACAGAAAUAUGAUGGCGCCAUUACUAACCUGUGGAGUCACAUUUAUGUAGUAGAAGAUGGAGCAACAGUUUUCUGUAUUGUGCAACUUUACAGUAGAUUUCACAUUUGUUUCAUUAUUACAACAGCACUGUAUAUACCCUGUCUCUAAGUAAAAGAAAAAAAAAUAAGGACUUCAAUCCAAAGUUUGGACAGUAGAUGGACUUCUCAGAACUUUGCAAACAUAAUCAUUGUUCUAACCCUCUUAAAAAACAACCAGAAAAGCAGUCUUCAAAGAUCUGUUGAUGAAAUUGCUAUGUUAAAAUUCCAUUAUCAGGAGUUCUUAUUUAUCACUAGCAGAGAGUAUGAUACAAUUUUCAAAUGUGAACAGUCUUAAAUUUAGCUUGUCUUUCUGCUAAGCUGUUAAAUGUAUUUAUAGGAAAGGAAGGAAAAAACAAAAAGACUGUCAUUUCCUUAUGAGUUUGUGUAACUUCUUCCUCUGGAUAACUUGACUGUAAUUUGACAUCUUUUCCUUUUGCACAUCUUCCUGGGUUGAAUGUCCAUGUUGAAAGGGCCAUGGAUUCUAACGGCCCCUGAUGCAAGUUUUGUCUACUGGAGUGAAUACCUUUCCAGUAACCAGGCAGCCCUGGUUCUCCUGUAGUUCUGAGGUUAGGAGUUAAAAGAGAAGAGGUGAUAAACAUAGUAGGAAAGGGAAUUUUGGCUUCACUCAUCAGUUUAUGGUGAAUCCAGAUCACUGUCUUGAAUCCUUUGCAAACAGGCACUGGGACGUCACCAGCUUCAGUACCUGACCAGUAUUAGUUGCAUCCAUCAUUGAAAAUAUACACGGAAGAUAUGUUAGGAAUGUCAGGACAACCUCCUUUGGACCAUAAGACAUCAGAAAGACAAACACUAAAUAGUACAACCAUGAAAUUGAUCCAGGAUUGGGAAUCUAAUUGGGAAAAGAGCUUGAGCAAGCAGCUUGGCCUGUUUGGAUUUGUUGCCUUACUUUUUAAUACGUAUUUAUAAAGUAUUUCAGCAAAAGAGGGCGAAGCCUCUGGGAAACACAAACAUGAUGCAGUGUUUUUUGUAGAUUCUCAUUCUGUAUCUCAUCACAGCACCAGCCCUGUUUUAAGCCAGAAAGGAUUCAGGAUACACACGAUGCAUUCUGAAUGGGAUGCGUAUUCCUAACUACUGUAUUUGUUACCAAAAGUGGUUCUACAAAUGCUACUGAAAAACAUCUGGAAAUUCCUAAUGUCCUGAGUAUUAAUAAUAAAGUUUAAAAAUGCUUUUGUAUCAAAGGUGCAUUGUGACCAAAUUGUUUAAGAGAAAGUUAAAAUCUAGGGCUAUAUUAUAGGUAGAUUUUAUUGGCUCUCUGCUUUGUAGUAAAAGAGGAAAUCUUACAUCUUGGGUAGGUAAAUUGCGGCUAGAACAUGUGUACACUACGUGCUCACCUGCUGUGGUUGCGCUGUAUGUACCGAAAGAUUUGUACUUUGGGGUUGAGUUCCAGGACGCUUUUGCUUGUUACAGGAUAGCAGCCAUGAGCUGAUCAUUCUCAGCUGUCACCUCCAGCAGUAUUCAUGGUCUAGAGCCGAUUCUCUGUCCCUCUGUUGAGCUGUGAUAGUAGCAAACGCGAACCUAGGAGCUCUUGUUACUCUUAACUAGAAAUACAGUAUAAAUAUGGGCUUGUAUAUUUUUCUUCCUUCCAUUUAAAUAUAAAGUAGAGUUUGCAGUCUUAUUGUUUCCAAGAAGGAAGAAAAAAAAGCUGCUGACCUUUCUCCCCUAAGACGUGUUUCCAGAUUACCAAUCAGGUCACAGUGUGUACAUAAAAGUCAGCCAAUUAUGGAUAUUGUUCUCUAGAUAAUUUUGUAAGAAAUGAAAACAAAAACAAAACCUAGCUUUGUUAAUUCCUAAGAAAUAGCAGUAAAAUCAUAUGCAACACCAGACACAACGUGGUUUAAUGGAAUUAGGCUUUUUUUAAAAAAGAAUUCAUUGUUACAUGUGCAAAGGCUGCCGAAAAGAAGCAUCUUGCUUUUCAAAGUGCAAGAGCAAAAGUGUGGAUUCAAAUACUGAUCUUGUUAAAAAACUAAAUUUGUAACAGGUACCCUUCGGCCCACUUGAUGUUAGCCCUUCAUUUUGGCUACAUUUAUUUUUGAUGGUGCAAACUAUUAUUUGCCAUGAGAAAGAAGACGUGGAAAUCACAGGCUUACGGAGAGCCUCUGCCCACUCAAAUGAAAUGCGGUCAUUUGGGAUGAGAAAGGCCGGAGCCCCUUCCGUGCGCCUUCCCUUUCCUCAGCGCAGGUAGAGACGCUGCAGGUAUCCUGAUGUCAGCUUUGUGUGUUUGCUGUUCCAAACGGAGGAGAAUAAAGCUAAAUUUUAGGCAUUUAAAGAAGCAAUUAGAGCUCUCUGUCUAAAAUUCCUAGGGCAACUUCUGAGAAGAAACACUGUCUUUUCUUUUUUAACUCAAAGUGACAAUGUGACAUUUGUCAUGUUGUGUGCGGUGAUGCGAAGUAGCUGAGGCAAUCUGACUGUUGCACUAUGUGACAUAUUUAAGGAUGUAAUGGCUGCAUUUGCAGCAGCCCUCUCUCUGUCCCUUCCUGCAAUUCUGUCGCCCGCGACCUGAGUUCAUUGUGACAAAUGCAUCUUCGUGUUAUAUUUUGUUUGUCUCAUAGUUUCCAGAACUAUAUAUAAAUAUAUUUUUAAAAUAGCAAAUAUUGUAGUUAGUGAAGACUGCUCCAACCUUAUCCCUACCAUAUUGGUUUCAGGGAUGGGACUAAGAGUGUCAUUGACACACAGCAGAAAUUCAGCCCUCUGGUUAGAAUGGUGCUGAGGCCUGCGGCUCAGCAGCGCGUGGGCAAGCGAGCGAGCGACGUGACCCCGUCCCCUUGGCGUCGCGCAUGCAUUCCGUUUUCUCAUCCUGCAAGUGUCCCCAGUUGUUCGCCUUCACUGUUUACUUUUGGUCCUUUUCGAUUUUUUUGUUCUCCCUCACAUCUGAAUUUUUAUAAAAUAAAAUUUUAAAAAAGGUAAGAAAGAAAUGAGACCCUCAGCCCCACCGGAUACUCACAAGCAGGGUCGUGCUCCUUCUUCUUGGGCGCAUUUGCCUCCGUGGAAGGGUUUAAGUUCCUCUAUCCUUCCUUCCACGCGGGGGGCGGUCCAGGUGAGGGCUGGGAACUGCCCAUAAGUGUACCUGCUGUACUGAAAUGUAUAGCCCUAGGCUCAGUCACUAUGGAAAGAAGAAAAAGUAUAUUUAGAGCUUUAAAAGCUUUUUUAUUUUUUUGUGGGGAUGGGGGUGGGGUGGGUAAGGGACGUGUGGACGAUAGGAUGCUACUGGGAUUUUUAAGUGCUCCGGGGUUUGUUUUUCUUCUUCCCACUUUCUGUUUCUGUUCUUCCCAUUCAUUGGAUGCACUGACCUAGUCCAGGAAGUGAAGAGAUUCUCUCUUUUAAUGCUCUUACCAAUGUUACCCCCGAGUGACAGUCACCUGUAACCAAAACAAGGUGGCACCAGACAUGAUCGGUGAUGUUUUAUUUGCACAUGAAUAUUUUUAUUUUUGUAUUCUGGCUUGGCUGCUUCUCUUGCGUGGAUUAAAGAAUGAGCCACAAAGGAUGUUUUGUAAUAGGCCUAUUGGCAAUGCAUUUUUAUAUUUCUCUAUAUUUAAUUUUGAAAUUUGAAAAGAAGGGUUGCACAUUUCAAGAGAAAGUUGAACAAACUUUGACGUAGUGGAAUGUUAGCCUGUGCUGCCGCCCACGCACGACAGCAGCAGCAGUAGCUCUUGGAAAUGAACAUUGUCUAUGAAUAUAGAUUCCCUUUUCUUCCCUUCCCGUGUCCCUCCCUCCCAUCUCCUUCCUCUUCUCUUUCUUUUCUCCCUCUUUAUCUUCUACUUCCUUCAGCCCCUCCCUCCCUCUUUACUUUUUUUUUUUUAAAUCACUUACUGUAAAUAAGUUGUAAUCCAAACCUCAUGUAUCAGUGGGGAGAUUUCAAAUAUAAAUACUACCAAUACAUCUUCUGGUUGUUGUCUGAUUUUUGACUGAAGUAUAAUGAGAAUGACUUAUCCACUGCUUUAGGUUUGAGGACUUUGCUACAGCUUCAUAAAUCUUUUGGUAUUUUAGUAUUUCAUUGUUUUAGCAGGAGAGGGCAGCAAAAGUUCAUUUUCCAUGUUAGUAAUGCUGUGGUUCUUGACUGAUUUUAAACUUAGCCGUGAGUGUGUGUGCCUGUUAUUUUUCUUUUUUUAAACAGCAUCUGUUUGUGGGUAGAGGUAAAAAUGAAACAUUUUUGAUAUGAAAAGUUGCAUAUGAAAAUUAUAGACUGGUUCAGCCAGACAGUGAAGACCUUCUGUUCUACGUCAAAGUGAGAAUGCUACAAAAGAAUCUUCCAGCUCUGGCUAAAAUGUGCUACUUCUUUUUCAACACAACAAAGUACAAGCUGAGUCUUAGACACUUGGAAUUUAAAAUGUUCUUCCUUGGAAAUGAUUUACUUUCUCUAAAGUGGUAACAGAAACAAAAAUGGAGGUGCUCCCCAAAAGAAAUGUAACCUUCCCCUUUCAUAGCUCUUGGAGAGGUUCUGUACUGUGGGUGCAUCGAAAUAAAGCAGCAGUGAAGAGUUU
Messenger RNA from Octodon degus (degu), 6584 nucleotides. RefSeq names its product protein phosphatase 2 regulatory subunit B'epsilon (gene Ppp2r5e). Gene Ontology annotation, biological process: signal transduction; protein dephosphorylation. The record is from RefSeq and is a predicted model, not a curated record. The coding region runs from base 608 to 2011 and encodes 467 amino acids. Gene Ontology annotation, cellular component: cytosol; nucleus; protein phosphatase type 2A complex. Gene Ontology annotation, molecular function: protein phosphatase activator activity. Lineage: Eukaryota; Metazoa; Chordata; Mammalia; Rodentia; Octodontidae. The transcript has 14 exons.